CAGCAGGCGGCUCUCCAGCGCACCAGUGCGCGCAUGACGAGGUAACGCACACCGGUGUCUUUACGCAGCGUCACAAGUUCCCCGCAGUUUUGUUUUUCUCAAUCGAUAUCCUGAUGAACCCACUGAUGCUGUGAGUAGAGGUGACUCAGAUGGACAAAAUGUGCCAGAAUCCUUGAAGACAAACUAAACGCCUUGGAUGAUACCUGAUCUCCUUUGAUUGUUGUUCCUUACACCAGGUGACAUGGCAUAUCUAAGAAGAGGUGAAGAAGCACUGCUGAGGUGUACGUUGCUGUUUCUCUACACGUGUGUCUGCUUGGGCCAGCGUGACUGCACUGGCGUGGACUGUUCCCAGCUGGACAAUUGUAUCGAAGAAAUGCUAGAGAGCGGUGCCUGUUGUGCCUCAUGCUUACAAAAAGGCUGCACAUGCGAGGGUUACCAAUACUAUGAUUGCGUCAAUGCUGGAUUCAAGAACGGUAAAGUGCCUGAGGGAGAUGCUUACUUUGUGGACUACGGCAGCACCGAAUGCUCCUGCCCUGUGGGAGGAGGCCGGAUCAGCUGCAACUUCAUCAGCUGUCCCGACAUGCCGCCAAACUGCAUCGAGGUCUCAGAGCCUGCAGAUGGCUGCAUGCAGUGCGAACGGAUUGGGUGUGUCCAUGGCGGGCAAAAGUACGAGGCUGGACACUCCUUCCACAUUGAACCCUGCCGGGUCUGCCACUGCCCCAACGAAGGUGGGAAGCUGAUGUGCUACCCUGUACCUGACUGUGAUCCAAACAAAGUCCAUAAACCCAUGUUAGCUGCGCCCACAGAGGAGGACACCACCGGCAGGCAUGAAGACUCCUACAAGUUUGACCAACAAGGCCAUACAGAUCAGUUUUCAACACCGUAUCACCUUCUUCCUAAUGGGAAUCUUCCUCUCUUCAAAUCACCGCUGUUUGAUAAGGAGCAGCCCGAAGACUAUGAUUAUGGACCUACAGACCUUCCGCAGCCCUACCUUCAAUCUCUGGUCUUUCCCAGCCAGUCCUCCUCCUCCUCCUCAGACAAGGCCAUAUCAGUGUCUGGAGGCUCUGACACGCCUGAAAGAACCCUUGCCUCUCAGAGUUUUGACAGACAAAGCAAGCUGGAGCUCAGAGAGCAAUAUGGGGUCCAUGACCACCCUGCAGACGAAGUGGAAGUGACAGAAAAUCCCCAGAGAGAACAGCAGAGCACAGUCAGGCCACAUAUGCACGAAGAUGCCACUAUUUCUUGGCAGCCCUCACAGGGACUGACAAGUGCACAGAGUGUUUCUUUGAGUGAUCAGAGUCCACAGACACAUUCAAACAAUCCAAUGCACACGGACAGGAGUUUGGAGGGUGUCAUAUUCCCGUUAAAGCAAGGUUUAGGGGGUGUAAAAGAGCCAGAUGAUCCACAUAUUAGUUCAGAAAGUCUAGUGCAUAAUCAAAGAAGCUCAGGAACCAAAACACAUCACCAAAAUCCGUUAGACAGCGCCAUGCCCAAAGGUUCAAACAGUCACAUCAAUGUUAGUCAUCCAGCCAGAGGUACAGAGAGUCAAACUAAUCAGCAGAAACAAUCAGAUAGAGUGAGUUUUCCUAUGUACACACUUACAGGUCCAGAGAGCCCAACCCCUCCUCAGGCCAGUUCAAAUGAGCAAAAAGAAUUACAGGGGACAGAUGAAUCAGCCACUGAGGAAGUGUUUGAUGCAGGCGAGAUGGAAGAAACAGUAACUUUUCAGAGGGUCGCUGAGUCUGAAGGAAAGGAUGUGCCCUACAAGACGAAGUCAGCACAAGAGGAGAAAAGCCACGAGGAGUCAGAGGGCAGCGACCCAACCAGCAGCUACGAAAAGACCACACCCGAGCCCAGCACCAUCUCCCCUAGAGGGCCCAAGUACCACACAACCCCCAUGGUCCGUUUUCCCACAACCACCACCACGCAGCUGUCAGUAAAGGUUAAUGUGCAAGAGGGUCAGCCCAGCAGAGAGCCAGGUCCAAGGCUGUUUGACCUUCACAGUGAGGACAGAGAGGAGGUGACGGAGAAAGAGGAGGGGGAGAGAGAGCGGCCUGUUUCACUCAACAAACCUGAUGAAGGUCCAGGUGUUUCUGCCGAGGACCUGCUGCAGAGCUGCUGUGCUGCUGGCCAGAGAUGGUUCACUGAAAACCACAACUGCAACCACGUGCCUCUGCUGACCAAUGACAAGCACUCGAUGUGCAGUGUUGUACAGAAGCACUGCUGCCUCAGCUCAGUGAAGGAGAGCCAGUGUGAAUCAGGUAUGAGUUCAGCCAGAGGAGGGGACACCUGUGACGUGGACGAGGAGGAUCGGUGCUCAGACGACUCCUACCAGGUGUGCUGCAGCUGCUGUGCCCUUGGCUUACGGGUGCGCAGCGAAGGACGGGGCUGCGAUGCCCACCAGUACCUGGGCUACCCGUGUGAUCACGUCUUCCUCACCUGCUGCGAGGAGGAGGAAGGUCCCAGCCAGAUGGCACUGAGGAGAAAGCAGAAACCCAGGCCGACACCAUUGCCAAGAAAAGUCUCAGACUCCAAGUACCCCAAGGAGGCCUUCUCCAUCAGUGCCAUUGAUGAAGCUGCCAACGUGGUGGAGGAGCAAGAGGAUGUGGAUGAGUGUCAGCUGUAUUCAGGCCAGCUGUGCCAGCACAAAUGCACCAACGUAUGGGGCUCCUACCGCUGUGAUUGCCACCAGGGCUACAUCCUGCAGCAAGACCGACACUCCUGUGCACCAGUGAGUCCUGACGAGGACAACAUAGUCAGAGAGGACGGUCCUGCUGUGGUCCCAACACAAACCUCUACUUCCAGUGCAACCACCAGCAGCCCUGUCCGCCCCAAUCCUUGCGCAGAAAAUGGUCCUUGCAGUCAGCAGUGUAUGUCGGUGGCAGGCCAGGCCCGCUGCUCCUGCUUCCCAGGCUUCUCACUGAUGGCAGAUGGUCGCAUGUGUCAAGAUGUGGACGAGUGCGUGACCAACACCCACAGUUGCCGGCCCAGUGAGCGCUGCGUGAACACAGUGGGUUCAUUUGUAUGCGAGCUGCAGGUCACUUGUCCUGCAGGCUACCAGCUGAGGAACAGUGUUUGCGAGGACGUGGACGAAUGUGUGCUACGGACCCAUAACUGUGGUGCGGGCUCCGUGUGCGAGAACACAGCGGGCUCUUUCCUGUGUAAUCCCAAACACAAGUGCAUCAGCGGCUUCACACAGGACUCUCAUGGAAACUGUAUUGACAUAAAUGAGUGCAGCAGCCUGAGUGAGCCGUGCAGCUCGGGCUUCAACUGCAUCAACACAGUGGGCUCCUACACGUGCCAGCAGAAGAUCGUCAAGUGCAGCCACGGAUACCAGGCCAGCCCCGAUGGAGCCAAGUGUGUCGACACAGAUGAGUGUCAGAUGGGGACGCACCGCUGUGGAGUGGGCCAGAUCUGUCACAACCUCCCUGGCAGCUACCGCUGUGACUGUCAGACGGGCUACCAGUAUGAUGCCCUCCGCAAAGUCUGCACAGACGUGAAUGAGUGCUGGCGCUAUCCCGGCAGGCUGUGUGCCCAGACCUGUGAAAACACCCCGGGCUCCUACCACUGCUCAUGCACCGCUGGCUUCUCCCUAGCAUUCGAUGGCAAGAACUGUGAAGAUGUGAAUGAAUGUGACAAGAAUCCCUGUAGCCAGGAGUGCGCCAACAUCUACGGCUCUUAUCAGUGCUACUGUCGCCAGGGCUACCACCUGAAAGAGGACGGACACACCUGCGAAGACAUUGAUGAGUGCGCUCAGAGCAUUGGGAACCUCUGUUCCUUCCAGUGUGUGAAUGUUGCGGGCAGUUAUCAGUGUUCCUGUCCUCCCCAUGGAUACACCAUGUCGGCCAACGGACGCACCUGCAAAGAUAUUGAUGAAUGCACAACUAACACCCACAACUGUUCAUAUGAGCAGACCUGCUACAACCUGCAAGGCGGCUUCAGAUGUCUCUCCUUCACCUGCCCUCAGAACUACAAGAAGGUGUCCGACACACGCUGUGAGCGGACCAGCUGCCCCAGCAACUCUCUGGACUGUCAGAACGCUCCGGUGCGGAUCACGUACUACCAGCUCAGCUUCCAGACCAACAUCAUCAUCCCAGCCCAGAUCUUCCGCAUCGGGCCCUCGCCGGCCUACUCGGGCGACCAAAUCGUCAUCGGCAUCGCCAAGGGCAACGAGGAGGGUUACUUCAGCACCAGGAAGCUUAACAGCUUCAUGGGCGCCGUCUACCUGCAGAGGCAAGUGCGCAGGCCCAGGGACUUCCUAAUAGACGUGGAGAUGAAGCUGUUGAGGCAGGGGAAGCUCACCUCCUUCAUCGCCAGGAUAUAUGUCUUCAUCACAACCAGCACUAUGUAACACCAAUAUGAGAAAGAGACGAUUUCGUAUGGUGCUAAUUGUUCUUUCUUUUUCGCGUGUUUGGACUCUAUUCGGGAUGCCUCCUCAUAUUCACACUUAUUCAAGUAUCUUGUUAAAAACUGGUUUUCUGCAGACAUUCUAUGACAAUCAUAUUUACUGAUAAACCAAAGUAUUUUCCAUGUAAUUUAGCUUGUAUGCACCAUUGUUGUUAGGGUAUGCUCGAGCUGUUUUGUUCAUGCGGACAGUGGCAAGGUUCUGCACAGGUCACUGCACAAGUCUGCGUUGGUGGUUCGUGCUUCGCUCCACGCUCUAAAACUCUGGCUCUCUGACGCCCCCUUGUAAAUGUUAGUUUUCGUCACAAGUAUUCCUGAAAGUCUGGAGAUACAAGUAAACCUCCUGCAGCACUAGAAGUUAAGGGCACUUGUGCACGGUGUGCGCCCGAGACUGACACAAUGUACUGAAAAGUAUCCCACAAAUCUGAUAAAUUUAAGAAUUAUCAUGAAAUAUAUAGAUUAAGUGUGUAUGUAAUAAGUUCCAAUUUACUUAGAAUUAAAUAAAUACAAUUUCAAAUAAUACCUUUUACCUUAUGAUCAGAGAUGAAAGGAAAAUGACACACCACUAACAGUGUUAAUUCAUAAUGUAUUCAUAUAUACUUUUGAUUUACUUUUGUCAGUUUUGAGCCUCAGCAGUCACCGGACACUAUUUUAAUGUGGUUAUGGAAAAAUGUAGCCGAGCCUUUAAAUAGAACAUUUUCUUCCUUUUUUGGUGUAUUUUUAUUUUAUUUUUUAUUUUCUAAGAUGUGACCUGAUGGAGUCACACUAGACAACAAAAUGUCCGCACUGAGAAUGUAAACGCAGUGUUACAGAUGAUCCUCGUAUUGUUACGUGUUAUAUUCUUGACUUUAUUACUGGACAUAACGUAUCUUUCUAUGUAACUGUGUUUGUAAUUAUCUCAGGGUAAAAAUCAUGCAAUUUUGUAUACGCCAGACUAAUUCCUACGUCGUGUGCAGGAAUGAACUCAGCUGUUGUAACUCCAGACUGGCCUCACGCAACGCAUGUGCAGUCUCAGCUGCCACAUGACAUCUAUAUCCAUAAACCAAUCAAUAAAUGUUGAUCAAAGUGU
Messenger RNA from Scophthalmus maximus (turbot), 5473 nucleotides. It is a transcript of the gene fbln2, whose product is annotated as fibulin 2. The transcript is spliced from 17 exons. Gene Ontology annotation, molecular function: calcium ion binding. The record is from RefSeq and is a predicted model, not a curated record. Lineage: Eukaryota; Metazoa; Chordata; Actinopteri; Pleuronectiformes; Scophthalmidae. Bases 242 to 4351 code for a protein of 1369 amino acids. Gene Ontology annotation, cellular component: extracellular region.